This is a messenger RNA of Antrostomus carolinensis (chuck-will's-widow), 1711 nucleotides long. It is a transcript of the gene HACL2, whose product is annotated as 2-hydroxyacyl-CoA lyase 2. The annotation marks the transcript as partial. The transcript has 14 exons. Gene Ontology annotation, cellular component: acetolactate synthase complex. Lineage: Eukaryota; Metazoa; Chordata; Aves; Caprimulgiformes; Caprimulgidae. Gene Ontology annotation, molecular function: magnesium ion binding; thiamine pyrophosphate binding; acetolactate synthase activity. The record is from RefSeq and is a predicted model, not a curated record. Gene Ontology annotation, biological process: L-valine biosynthetic process.
AUGGAUCUCCUCACCGGCCUUGGUUGUGCCUGUGCCGGGCUGGUGGCGGCGGCACUGCUGGUGUUGGCCCAUCGCUUGGGGCUCCUCUACCAGCUCUACCAUAAGGUGGAUCCCCAAAGUCCCCGGCACGGCGGUGAGUUGGUGGCUGAGGUGCUGAAGGCACACGGCGUCCGCUUCCUCUUCACCCUGGCUGGUGGCCACAUCUCACCCAUCUUGGUGGCCAGCGAGAAGGUUGGCAUCCGCGUGGUGGACACCCGGCAUGAGGCCACCGCCGUCUUUGCUGCUGAUGCUGUCUCCAGGCUCUCAGGUCGCAUUGGUGUCGCCACCGUCACUGCUGGUCCCGGUGUCACCAACACGGUGACAGCCGUCAAGAACGCCCAGAUGGCCGAGUCCCCGCUGCUGCUCAUCGGUGGAGCAGCCGCCACGCUGCAGAAGGGUCGAGGAGCUCUGCAGGACAUCGACCAGCUCUCGCUCUUCAAAACCCUCUGCAAAUCUUGUGUCUCGGUCCGCGCCGUCCGCGACAUCGUCCCUGCGCUCCGCAAAGCCAUCGUCACUGCGCAGUCGGGGACACCCGGACCUGUCUUCGUGGAGCUCCCCAUCGAUGUUCUCUACCCAUUCCGGGUGGUGGAGAAGGAGAUUGGUGGCACCAAGAGCGCUCGGGGACUGCGGGGAAGGGUGGUCCAGUGGUACCUCCAAAACUACAUCCGUAACCUCUUUGCGGGUGCCUGGGAGCCAUGGGAUGUGUCACCGUUGCCCGUUCAGGUGCCACUGGCCACCGAGGAUGAGGUGCAGUGCUGCACAGAACUGGUGAGCCGGGCCAAGAAGCCACUGGUGCUGGUGGGCAGCCAGGCCAUGCUGCCACCCACGCCAGCCGAGGAGCUGCGGACGGCGCUGGAGUCCCUGGGCAUCCCCUGUUACCUGGGGGGAGCAGCACGGGGGCUUCUCCCUCCCGACAGCCCCCUCCUCCUGCGCCAGAACCGCCGCGACGCCCUGCGCGAUGCUGACCUGGUGCUGCUGGCAGGGACGGGAUGGCGGUGGGUGGGUGCCGUCUGUGAUUUCCGUCUCUCCUACGGGCGUCUUUUUGGCCGUGGCGCUGCCAUCGUGGCCAUCAACCGGAAUCGGGAGCAACUUCUCCGUAAUUCUGAUGUUUUCUGGAAACCUCGGCUUGCCGUGCAAGGUGACGCCGCCUCCUUUGUGGGGCGGUUGGCACGGAGCUUGCGGGGCUGCGGCUGCCCCAAGGACUGGCUGGAGCAGCUGCGGGAUGCCGAGCGGAGGAAGGAGCAGGAGAACCGGGAGAAGGCAGCAACUCCCACCCCCCAACACCUGAACCCCCUGGAUCUCCUCCACCGCCUGGACGCGCUUCUGCCCCCCGAAAGCCUCCUCAUAGCUGAUGGCGGGGACUUUGUGGGCACUGCCGCCUACAUCGUCCAUCCCCGACGUCCCCUCGCCUGGCUGGACCCCGGAGCUUUUGGCACGUUGGGAGUUGGCGGAGGGUUCGCGCUCGGUGCCAAGCUAUGCCGUCCUGACACGGAGGUUUGGGUUCUCUACGGUGAUGGCUCGUUGGGUUACAGCUUGAUGGAGUUUGACACUUUUGUGCGACACAAGACGCCUGUCAUUGCGCUGGUGGGCAACGACGCAUGCUGGAGCCAGAUUGCCCGGGAGCAAGUUGCUUUGCUGGGCAGCAACGUGGCAUGUGGCCUCGAGUACCUAG